This is a messenger RNA of Monosiga brevicollis MX1, 3135 nucleotides long. RefSeq lists its product as uncharacterized. The coding region runs from base 1 to 3135 and encodes 1044 amino acids. Gene Ontology annotation, biological process: regulation of microtubule cytoskeleton organization; cilium assembly. The record is from RefSeq and is a predicted model, not a curated record. Gene Ontology annotation, molecular function: gamma-tubulin binding. Gene Ontology annotation, cellular component: centrosome. Lineage: Eukaryota; Choanoflagellata; Craspedida; Salpingoecidae. The transcript has 4 exons.
AUGGCAGUGGCCGAGGCUUGGUGUGCGCUGAAUGCACAGCUGACCAGUCACGGCCAUGAUGCCAUCAACCGGCUUGAUCUGGCAGGCUGUGGUGGUCGCAUGGCCAAGCUUACCGUGCUCUCCGAGUCGGCUACCCAUCAACUGGUGGACACGGUGAAGCAGAUUCUCGCGACUCGGACCGACCAAGCCGCCGUCAUAGCUCAACUGCAAGAGCAAAACACUCUCCUGCAGCAAGAUCUCGACAGGGGUCGAGCCCAGCAAGAUAACGCCGCCCAGUUGGCUCGCGACUACGAUGACGUGCAAGAGCGACUGAUGCACGAGCAGCGCCUGCGGGAUGCCGAGGCCCAACGGUUUGCCGCCCAGAUGCAGGCCAGGGAUGCAGCCAUGGUGCACCACGAGAGCAAAAUGAAAGCGGCCCAGCAACGCAUCGAUAGUAUCCGCACGGAGCGCGACCAGAUGCGUCAAUCGCAUGCUGAUCUCGUUGCUGAGCGCGAGCGACACCAAAAGCGCCUCGACCGUCUUUUUGAGGAGCUGCAGCACCGCAAGCUGCAUGCCAAAAGCGCCAUCGACCGACGUGUUCGCGACGUCAUUGACCUCUAUGAUGGUCGCCUGCGUCAGCUGCAGCAAGAGUUGCGUGUUGCCCGCGACGCUUUGGAUCGUCAGGCUUUGGCACCAUCCCCUUCGUCGAAUGUUGCACGUGACGCCGAUGACUCUGCCCGCUCAAUCGAUGCGCGUAUCGUGCACCUGCAGGCACAAGUCGACCACCAGAGUGAGCGUCGCCUGGCCCAAGAGCUCGCUUCCAUGUCCCAUGCCCUAGGCGCCGCCAAGGAUGACAAUGACCGCUUGCGCGCCGCGCUUCAUACUCGUGAUGAAGAAUUAAACAUGGCAAAGAUGCAGCUCGAGAGUCUCCCCUCCCCAACUGUUUGGCGCCAAACCCAAGCUCGCUUACGGCGCCUGGAGGCACGCCAGACACAGCAAGCCACAUCAAAUUCACCAUCCACCAAGAGUCCCGGAACCGGAAAAGAUGGGCGCGAACAUGACCCCCAAUACUAUCGCCUUCACCUUUACAAUCUGCGCUCGCUCUCCGCCUCGGCCGCGCGUCAGCAGCUGGAGCGCCUUUGCCGGAUCUGCGAAGUUGCCCCUUCACGCCUCGAAGCCACCCUGCGCCAAUGGACUUCCGUCAUGACGGCGUUGCCCGCUUAUCUUGCUCACAUGGCCAAGCUAUCUGCCGUCAUCAAUGCAUACCGGGAGGUUGUAGCCGGUCGUCAAGCCCACUUGGACCACGAUGCUCUGGACCAGGCCCUGCGUGCCGCCGACGAGCGUGGGACUCUGACUCUCAGCGACCUGCAGCCCUUGGAUGUGCCCCGGGCCGAUCCAGGCCUGGCUGGCAUCGUGGCGCGUGGUCUACACGAGCUCAUGGGACUUCGUGCCACCGUCUCCAGUUAUCAUGCUGCGCUCGGCCGCGUUGCUCAUAUUGUCGGCCUCGAUCCAGUCGCUGCCAACUCUCAAUACACCGAGGAGCAGCUCGAUGGUUUGCUUGCACAUGUCACCGAUCUGCGUGCCACGGCCAGCCAACUUGCAGCCGUACACGCACAUUGGACGCAAGCUGAGGCAGCAUUGGCGCAAGGUCCGGCACACCCCCAGGACAGCGCCGAUCGAGUACAAGCGACCCUUCGUCAUUGCAUGCAACUGCUCGGGGUCUCAUCUCUCUCGCAACUUGCCCCUGAAAUGUCCCGCUAUCACGCGGAAAGUCGAGCGUUGUACAAUUUGGUGCGCAUGUUACACGUUGAAUCUGGCUUUUUUCACUCCGCCUUUACGUCGCCCAUGGCAACCAUUGAGGCCGUGCUGGCUCAUCUACAGCAGCAUGGACAGUCGGGCACCAUUCUCGCCCGUCUCCAAGAGAUUGCGGCCUGUGCAAAUGCCGAGCAGCUGGUGCCACACUUGGAACACAUGACAACUGCCUUGGCAUCGACCAAAGCGCAGGCUGAGGAGUACCACCGCCAUUUGUUGGCGACUGCUGCGCUGGCUCAGCACAGCGCCAAAACCCAGCAGAAGCCCACGCGAGAGGUUGCUGCAGUCGCAACGUCGACUUCAACCUUGACCGUGGCUCCAACCCUGUUCACCAAGGCCAGCCAAACUGAUCGGGUUGCAGUGUGCUCGACAGCCGUGCAAACUGAAGUACCGUCGAUGCCUGAAUCUGUAGGCACGAAGGAUCUUUGUACAUCUGGCCCGGUGCUGCCCGCCUCCCCUGCAGAGACCGGCGAGGAGGUGCUGCGGUUUCACACGUCCGAUCUCGAUUCCACGCCAACCACUAAGGUCCACUCUACACCCCACGAGCGGCUGUCUCAUCUUUCGGCGCGCGACCAUAGCAGUGACCUGAGUCCUCUUAAUUCGCAGGCUUCCAGCGUGCAUCUGGCGAGCCGUGAGUGGCUAGCUCAUUCGCAGGGCAACACGCCCCAUAUGUCGGCGCUCUCGACCCCCGCCAGCAGUGUUGGCCUCGAGUCGGAUGAUCUGUUGACGGACGAACAAAGCGGCAGCAUCCAAAAAGACGAAGAGCGGCCGCCUAUUGCAACACCGGCAAUGGUCGGUGCACAGACUAGCCCGACUGAAGCCUCUUUGGAGGCAGAUCGGGGCGAUGACUUCACAGGCGAUAGCGCUCACAUGGCCGCAGACUUGGACGAUGACUUGCUUGCUCUCGAGGCCGAGUUGUUGAUGUCAGCUUCAGAGGCUACGGCCACCUCAGCACGGACGCCCACAACAACGACAGAUGGUCGUUCUUCGCGCCUUGCCGUUUUUGCAGAUGUUGAGCCUCCAGCCACGCCCACCACACGCGCAGUGGAACCUCGGCAGCAGACAUUAUCUCCUGUGGCGCAGCUGACCCGUGGAGAGCACGCAAUAAAUACCAGCAAGCAACGCUCGCUCCCCCAGAGCCCCUUGGUCCAGACCCUACGCCUCAACAAGCUAGCACCUGGAAGCGCCGCCAAACAGUCCCCACAUCCACUGAGCACUGUCACCAACAGUCAACAUAUCGCCCGUGGCCACACCACAAGUUCAGGCCAGCACAGUCACGAUCAGACAGAUGCCUCCCCAGCCAAGCUGGGCACCUUUCGCCUUCUUUCGCCGUUUGAUGUGUAA